Messenger RNA from Manihot esculenta (cassava), 1100 nucleotides. RefSeq names its product BAG family molecular chaperone regulator 3. Bases 136 to 903 code for a protein of 255 amino acids. The transcript has 4 exons. Gene Ontology annotation, molecular function: protein-folding chaperone binding; adenyl-nucleotide exchange factor activity. Gene Ontology annotation, biological process: protein stabilization. The record is from RefSeq and is a predicted model, not a curated record. Gene Ontology annotation, cellular component: cytoplasm. NCBI's taxonomy places the organism in Eukaryota, Viridiplantae, Streptophyta, Magnoliopsida, Malpighiales, Euphorbiaceae.
CCACCCCAGCAUGACACCCUGUAUCUCUGUUAAUGUCGGCAAGUAAGAACCGAGAGCACACUACACACGCAUUUCGUCCUCUGAAGAUAUUUUCUCUCAUUUCCGGGAAAAGCUUUAGGCUUUACUCGGGAAAUUAUGAAGAAAGGGUCGAAUGUUUAUGGUAGAAUGAGCAAUAGCUCGUCGUCGUCUUCUUCUACGUUGAGAGAUGAAGACGUAGAGUGGGAGAUGAGACCAGGAGGAAUGCUGGUCCAAAAAAGAAACGAAACGAUCGAAGUUCCACCUACUAUUUUACGCCUCCGAGUAGCGUACGGUGCUCUCCGGUACGAGAUCUCGGUGAAUUCUCAAGCAACUUUUGGGGAGUUGAAGAAGCUACUAAUGGCGGAGACAGGGUUACAGCCGGGUGAUCAGAAAAUAAUGUUCAGAGGAAAAGAGCGCGAAAAUGGACAAUACCUAGAGUUGUGCGGAGUCAAAGAUAAAUCAAAGGUCCUACUAAUAGAGGACCCAGCAAGCAUAGAGAGGAGAUACAUUCAGAUGCGUAAAAACUCCAGGAUCCAGAGCGCUCAUCGUGCCAUCUCUAGCGUAUCCAUGGAGGUUGACAAGCUUGCAGAGCAGGUUUCUGCAAUUGAAAAGUCCAUCUCUGGUGGAAUUAAGGUACCAGAAGUUCAAAUCACAACAUUAAUUGAGAUGCUCAUGAGACAAGCAAUUAAACUCGAUAGCAUUUCUGCGGAGGGUGAUGCUUCUUCUCUCAAAACUUUGCAGGGUAAGAGAGUGCAGAAAUGUGUGGAAACUCUUGAUGCGCUGAAGAUAUCCAAUGCCAAAGUAAAGCCUGUUAUUGUCACUACCAAAUGGGAGACAUUUGAUCCUCCUCCCGUGGCCUUGUCUCAGUGGGAACUUUUUGAUUGAUUUUUCCUCGCUUUUUGAUUCGUCUGUCUCCACAUAAACACAAUCAAUCUACUCCACUUGUACUUACCGUUCUUCAGUUCCUCAAGAGCCUUUGCAAUAAGUGUUGGUGAUUAUAAUUUUAUAUGAUGGGAGUUUUGUCAAACACUAUAUCGUCAUUAUUUGUUAAGUAGACAUUUAUGAAUGAUUAAUUUCAUGCA